CCAAACAAUUCUAACUUUAGGAAAAAAGCACUUUUUUUAACAGGCUAUUAGACGCUUCUCCUACCUUUCCAGCACUUGAGUUGGUCGAUCAUGGAGUUCCAUCUUAAUACUUGUUUGCUCUAUAUCUUAAGGAGGGUAGUUGUAACUUGUCCAUCUUUCAACUUAAGAAGAACUAGUGGCGACUUCAUAGUAGUUACUAUUACCGAUGGCGUUGAACGAGGUACUUGCCGACGGUGGCGGGCUAGAACACAAGUUUGUCUGACAACUCCUUUGUUUUGAAUAUUUCUGAGAAGCAAACACACAAACAAAAAUAAUACUAUAUAGUAAAUAAAUUGUAAAACAUUUUUGGCUUCACGUGGCAAGUGUAGUCGAUGCGGCUUAAUGUUACCGGGUUUGCCAGAACCAACUACUUUUGAUGUAGAACAUAAAUUUAAAUGUAAAAGCUCAUUAAAAUUGCAACAAAUAGUAGAGAUAAAUCCAAAACUUUACUAAUAUAAUGGGUUCAAUCCUAAGAAUCUUAAAGGUUGAACGCCUAGAGCUUAAAUCUUAAAUCUGCCUCUGGUGGCAGAUGAAGAAUUUUGUAGUUGAGAGAUGUUCUUUCCUAUUGUAGCUAGCUUUGAGCUUAGGGUCUUUAUGCUGCUUUUUUUUUUGUUUUGUUUAAUAGCUACUUAGCUUUUUGUAAUUUUGCUCAGAGGAUGGAAUCAAAAAUAAAUAUAACACUAAAGGGUUUACAUGUAGUUAGCAUCAAAGCAGGCUAUCUAUUUGGAGUCUUGUAUUCUUGGGAUAUAUAUCUUAUACUCUUGGAAUGCCAUAGAAAGAAUAUUUUUCGUCUCUUACCCAAAAGAAGGACACAACAUAUUCCGUAUACAGUUAUACUCUUGAAACGUCAAAUGGGGGAGGUUUUGUAGUUUUUGCCCAAAAGUGAAUGAGAUAAAUUCCUUGGACUCCUCGGUUAUUAAAUUAGAGACAACUUCUCCUUUUUCACCAUGUACUUGGAUAAAUGAUUAUGGAUUACUAUGAUGAAUUAAUUAGGUUGUCAAUGUUAAUUAGGCUAGAUUUGAUCAUUGAUCAAAGUCACUUAAUUACUUAAAUAUAUCCAAGAUUCUCAAUUAAUGCUUGGGUUACUGAAUGUUUUUACGUUCCAAUUAAAUAUGUACAAUUGAAUAUAUUGAUUCUCUUGAGCAAGGGUCUUUCGGAAACAGCCUCUCUAUCCCUUCGGGGUAGGGGUAAGGUCUGCGUACACACUACCCUCCCCAGACCCCACUAGUGGGAUUUUACUGAGUUGUUGUUGUUGUAUUUAAUUAAUCAAUGAAGUAGUGGCUUAUGUGUAUGGUGACUCUGGAUGGAUAAAUGAAGAGAAUCUUUGAAUAAAGACCUCUUAGUUCUAUCUGCUUCACUAUAAAAGGCACAUUUUGCUCGGUAUUUUAAGACUCUAAUUAACGUUACAGAAUCAACAUGACUCAAGGUAUACUACUCUCACUUUUUUCUUUUAUUUUUUUCCUCUUCUUUUUGGAUUAUAAGUUUUAAGCGCAAGACUAAUUCAACUUCUUCUAACAGACAGUGAAAGAGUUGAUGUUGAAAAGGAUAGAGAAGAUAGAAUCAGCGCUCUGCCAAAAAACGUUAUAGAUGGUAUUCUUGAACUCCUGCCAGUAGAAGAUGCGGCGAGGACUAGUAUUCUAUCAAAAAAUUGGAGAUAUAUCUGGGUCAUGCUUCCAAAUUUGGUGCUGAAUAAGCUCUUUUGCAACAAACUAGCAGCAAGAUCUCAAUAUGUCUUCAAAGACAAUGUAGAUAAGAUUCUGUUACAGCAUUCUGGAGACAUAGUGAAGUUUGUCCUUGAUCUUUCAGAAAUAGUUUUAUCUCCCUAUCCAGAUAUUGAUAGAUGGAUGAUUUAUAUUACUAGAAACGGUGUCAAGGAGCUAACCCUUAACAUGUCAAAUAAUACUACUUAUAAUCUGCCUUCUUAUAUAUUUAAUUGUCCAACACUGACACAUUUGGAACUCUUAAGUUGUGUCUUCAAACCACCAACGCCUUUUCUUGGCUUUCCGAAUCUUGUAAUACUUCGUCUAGAAAAAAUAACCUUUGUGCCAACUACAGAGUUUGGUGUUAUCAACGCACCACUUCUUGUCAGGUUGACCUUGAUAUACUGUAACGGUACUAAAUACUUGAACAUUGUUUCAUCGCGAUUGAAUUCCUUGGUUGUUCGUAAGAGUUACUAUGAUAUUGAACUAAGUUGCUUUAUGAACUGCAAAAAUUUGAUAAUUUUAUACCUUGUGACUAGUAAUCCAAUAUUCGGUGACAGAUCAAAAUUGCAAAAGCUUCUUCUUAGCUUGCCUAUACUUGAGGUGCUUAUUUUGAGUUCAUCUUUCCUUGAGCUUUUGAGUGCAGGUACAGUUCCACAAGGGCUUCCUUUUACACUCAACUGCUUGUGGCAUCUAAAGCUAGGUAUAAACUUCGGCCAGAUGGGUCAGAUUUCUUACGCUCUCGAGUUAAUUAAGAGCUCCCACAAAUUGAGUGAACUUGAGAUUUGGGUCAAUGCUACCAGUGACAUUGUUGAAGCAAUUUCGGAAUAUCUAGACACACCAGGUUGCUUGGACCAACCACUCAACAAGCUCAAAUAUGUGGUCAUACGUUUUUUUAAGGGUUCAAAAACUGAACUGUUAUUCGUAAAGCUAUUGUUUGCUCGUUGUCCGUCUUUGAUAAGUAUGAGCAUUAAGCAGGUAAAAGCCUCUGGUUCCAAGGGAGAAAGGAAUAUUGUAAUAGAAUUGGCGCGUUACCCCAGAGCAUCUCCCAAGGCAGAGCUAUUGUAUGUUCCACGCUCGGAUUAGGAUUUUAUGGCAAUUUGAGGCAACCUGUUGUUAUCAAUUAGCAAAGUCUGUAAACUUUUGGGGUUCCUCUAAAUGAUCAAUAUGUUCUUCGAUAUAUGUUUUGCUAAUGUCUUUCA
Messenger RNA from Nicotiana tabacum (common tobacco), 2941 nucleotides. The record is from RefSeq and is a predicted model, not a curated record. NCBI's taxonomy places the organism in Eukaryota, Viridiplantae, Streptophyta, Magnoliopsida, Solanales, Solanaceae.